This is a messenger RNA of Alternaria ethzedia, 1110 nucleotides long. RefSeq lists its product as uncharacterized. The transcript has 2 exons. Bases 1 to 1110 code for a protein of 369 amino acids. The record is from RefSeq and is a predicted model, not a curated record. NCBI's taxonomy places the organism in Eukaryota, Fungi, Ascomycota, Dothideomycetes, Pleosporales, Pleosporaceae. Gene Ontology annotation, molecular function: protein binding.
AUGCCUUUCAUGCACUCAAAAGGUGCUACUACGCUCGGUCAUACUUUCCGAGGUAGAAACUUUGAUCAGACGAUCAUCACAGUAAAAGUCGGCGGAAAAGACUACGCCGAGUCUUUCAGCUGCCACCGCGAACUUCUCCGACGAUGCUCCCCAUACUUCAACACAUGCCUAGAAGAGAAGAGCAACUCGCCCUACGAGAAGUCGGGAACCACGCUAGACCUCGACGACACAACCCCUGACGUGUUUGACGCGUUCAUGCUAUGGUUAUACACAGGCUUCAUACCACACCAUCUCAUCGAGGGAGGGAAGGAAGUCCACCCACCGACUCAUGCAGUCAGUGUCAAUGGCGGUGACAGUUCGAGCACCACCGGUCAGGAGGAGGGCGAUGAUGUGGAUACUGCGUCUUGGGGCAUUGCUCUAGAGACCGACGACACGGAAGCGGACGCCCCACCGGCCAACGCUGCAGCAGCAAGCAGCCCUGCACCCAGUGCAGAGAAAGUCCCUGGCGAUGCUGAGCCCGAAAAGGCUGCCGUAGUACCGCCUCCACGAAACCCAGCUGAGAAGCCCGAAAUACCCAAAGAGACGCUGUGCCCAUGCUGCUCAAGACCAUACAAGUGGAGAGGGCUGGAAGGCUUCUUAGAGCGCCGGUUCAUAUCACUCUACGUCUUCGCACACCGCUACGCCAUCCCGAAGCUACGUCGCGCCGUGAUCUUAGCGUGGCAAACGAACGACGAGAUCCUACAAGUCAUGCCCGACCACAGCAACGUCAUCGCCGCCUACGAGAGCCUACCACCAGACGCACCGCUGUGCCGAUACUUCCUCGAUAUGUACUCGGUGUACUGGAACCCCGACCGCGACGACGAGCGCACGAUUGCCCUGCGAAGUCAGCUUCCGCAAGCUUUCUUAUUCGAGCUGGUAACAAUGUUGGCGAGGGGAGAGAGGCCAAAGAUGGAGAAGGAAUGGUGCGAGUUCCAUGAGCACGAGAGUGAGGAAGAGAAGAAGGCUUGCUUGGAUGACUUGGCCAAGGAUCCUGUUGCGAGCAAAGCGCUCAGGCGGAUCAAGGAUAGUAAGGGCUGGAAGGGACUGGUGCUCAAGAAGGGAAAGAGAUGA